Molecule: messenger RNA, 276 nt
Organism: Diversispora eburnea
Lineage: Eukaryota; Fungi; Glomeromycota; Glomeromycetes; Diversisporales; Diversisporaceae
Source: the annotation of a GenBank genome assembly
CAUAAAAAGGUUACUAGUCCAAGCAAAAACAUGGCAAUAAUGUCAACACUGAGACCAAUUUUUAAACCUCGAUUAUCAUUGAGGGAUGGCAAUAGUAUUUUUCUGAUAGUCAAAACACCCGAAGAAUUAGGAAAUUUCACUCGAGUCAAGUUUAUGUCUCUACAGUCAAAAAGAACAGGAACAAAACUACUAGGAAAGGUUAUCUUUGAAAGAGAUGGAUUAUUAGAACAAUUCACUUCUACAUAUUUCACACUUUACUUAAAUCUAACUCGUUAA